Molecule: messenger RNA, 1566 nt
Organism: Insectozyma verbasci
Lineage: Eukaryota; Fungi; Ascomycota; Pichiomycetes; Serinales; Debaryomycetaceae
Source: the annotation of a GenBank genome assembly
AUGGUUUUGAUUAAUGGGGUUAAAUAUGCCUGUGAAAGGUGUAUUAGAGGUCAUAGAGUUACUACUUGUACUCAUACUGAUCAACCCUUAACAAUGAUUAAACCAAAAGGUAGACCGGCAACUCAAUGUCAACAUUGUAGAGAAAAUAGAAAACAUAAAAAUUUACAUGUUAGUUGUACUUGUGGUAAAAAAGGUAAACCUCCAAGUGUUCAUUCUUCAUCAUGCGCUUGUUCAAAAACCAAUCAUUGUACUUGUUCAUCAAAUAAUCUGAAAAAAACUGGUAAUGGUAAAAGUGAUAUACGUCAUAUGUCAGCUUCUGAAAAAGCAAAAAAGAAAUCAUUAAUAGAUGCUGCUAAUGCUGAUAUAAGGAAAAGAUCAGAACUGGUCCAAUCAAAUAGUGAUUCAUCACCAGGUAGUACUACAUCAGGUUUACCCCAACAACAACAAGAACAACACCUUACUUUUAAUAAUAUUCAAGAUCAAAAUUAUGUUAUAGAGGAUGUUCUAAUACCCUUUGAUACUAAUAAUGGUUUAUUUGAUUUAUUCCCUUCGAGUACUCAAUCUGAAACAACAGAUUCUGUUCAUGAUUUUAAACAAGAAGAUUUACAAAGUAAUAAUACAAAUACAAAUACAAAUACAACAAAUCCUGGUAUUCAUACUAGUCUUAAAAAUGACUCACAUUUAAGUCCUGGAGAAAUUGAAGUUGUUGAUCAUAUGUUUCCACUUUUCCCGUUAGUUGGUACUCAAAGUUUUCAAAAUGAAAAUCAACCACUACUGCCUUUUUCAAAUAAUCAAAAAGUUGUACCAGAACAACCCAAACCUGUUAGACCUACUGUUAAUGCAACUAGGAUGUCAUCGAGUUCAGCCUCAUUAUUUAAUGAUCAUCAUAAUCAACAACAACAUCAACAACAACAACCAAAACCAAAAAGACCAGAAAGUGUAUUAUCAAUAACUUCAAACUCAUCUACAAGAUCUUUUGAUUUUAUGGGUACUGGGUUUCAAAAUAUUAAUUCAUAUUCGAAUGGAAAUUUACCAGCAUCUUCAAAUUCAGCCGCAUUCCCUCCAAGUAAUACAUUUGAUGAAAUGCAAAAUAAUUCAGGGAAUGUUUCAGAUGAUGGAUCAAUGCAUCUUCAUUUUGGAAGAACAGGUUUAGGCUCACAAAAAUUUGGUUCACAAUUGAGUAAAAUUGAAUCUGAAAUGUAUACUGAAAAUUUCUUUGAUGAUCAACUCGCAAAUAAUCAACAACAACAACAACAACAACAUCAACAACAUCAACAACAACAACAACAACAACAACAACAACCUCCAUCAUUAUCUACAUCAUCAUCAAUACCCAAUUUUUAUGAAACAAAUACUUACCAGCAAAAUCAAAAACAAUCAUCAACUUCAGAUUUAACUUAUACUUCAAUUAAUGAUGGUAAUUUAAAAUUUAAUGAAUCAACAUCAGAUUUAAAUUUUGAUAAUAGAGGAUCAACAACGCCUUUUGAUUAUGAUUUACCAUAUCACGAUUUAUUCGUACCGUUUAUACCAACAAAUCAUAAAGAAAAUGGGGAAAUACAAAAAUAG